This is a messenger RNA of Odontomachus brunneus, 3905 nucleotides long. Its product is annotated as zinc finger FYVE domain-containing protein 1-like. Gene Ontology annotation, molecular function: metal ion binding. Lineage: Eukaryota; Metazoa; Arthropoda; Insecta; Hymenoptera; Formicidae. Bases 495 to 2546 code for a protein of 683 amino acids. The record is from RefSeq and is a predicted model, not a curated record. The transcript is spliced from 7 exons.
ACCCUGUAUAACACAGUCAAAGCGUAUGUCGCGUGUCUUUGCGUACGUAGAGGUACGGUUCCUUUUUUUUAUUCCGAGGAAAUACUUAUCACGCUUUUUACAGUGGCCGCAAUGAACGUACGCGACUCGCAGCGCGGUAUUCGCAUUUCGAAAUCCACUGUGGGCGUAAAUAUGUUAUUGCCACAUCCUUUUCGGGAUACCAAUAUUGGAAAAGUCCAAAUCGUUAGCAUUACCGGCGGUUCAGUCGUGUAUACACAAAUUCUGUAAUGGCGAUGUGAUCUGUCGGGUGUGCACGGGAUUUUCGCGAGUCACUGCUCAAAUUUGCAGUGAAUCUCUCGGAUCUUUUGACAAAUUGAUCGGACAGACCACAGCUGUACGAGUGUACGUUAUCUCUCGAUCACCAUUACGCCAACUGCUUGUUAUAUUGUCCCGAUUCGUCAGACGGGUGAGACGGAAAGGGUUAGCAUACACACAUAUACACACACAUACACACUAUGAGUGCAUCCUGGAAACCUUGUGCACCUGUAGAAUCGACGGAUCCUGCCAUCAUGGAAAGUUUAAACAGCAUGAUUCUUAACAUUGAUCCAACCAUUGAACACAUGUAUACCAAAACCAUGUUGAAGUAUUCUGAGACAAAUAACUCUUGCACAAAGAUUCUUAAUAAUAACAAAAAUAACAAUAUUAUUAAGAAAAGUUUUCUAUUACUGGAUGCACAAGAGAACUUAAUGGUUUCCGAUGCUAAAGAAUUUGUGCAGAAAUUGAAUUGUGUCGAGAAAGAUGCCAAAGUGAAAGUAGUGUCGAUAUUUGGGAACACAGGUGAUGGCAAGAGCCACACAAUGAAUCAGACAUUCUUCAUGGGCAAGGAAAUAUUCAAGACAUCAAACGAACAGGAUUGCUGUACUUUGGGUGUCUGGGCUGCAUUUGAUCCGAUACUGAAUGUUAUCUGCUUAGACACAGAGGGCUUACAAGGUGUUACAAAUUCUGAGAAUGAGCGUAUGAGAUUGUUACUCAAAGUACUUGCUGUGUCUGACAUUGUGAUUUACCGAAUCCAGUCGGAGAGAUUAAACAGGGAUUUAUUCACAUUCUUGGGUGCUGCGUCGCAUGCUUACUGUCAUCACUUCAAAGCUGCCUUGCAGGCAGUAGGUCAGGAUAAGGAUCAAGUGGAUUCCUUGGAUCUGUGCAUUUCGAGCAAACUUGGACCAAGCAUCAUCGUACUGCAUGAAACUAGACAUACCAGACCAUUGACUAAUAAUGGACCAGAAACCGCAGAGGAUAUCUUAAAGGCUAGAUUUCAGCAAAUGCAACUCGAAAUCAAAGCUUUCAGUUCUAUUACAUAUGUUGGUUUGCAAACGAUGAACAAUGUGACGGAUUACAAACAAUUACAAUCCGUGAUUAAAGCCGAAGUGAAUAACACGAUGGUUCGUUUAGCUAGAAAGCCACAUUUGGUGUACAACGCGCUCAAGAUGUUGAACAAAAAAUUCUCUGGCGAGACGGAGAGUUCCUCUAAUAUUCUGUUCCCGAAUCAAUAUUUCACCUGUCCAAUCAAGUGUCUGAGUUGCGCGAAUAGGUGUGAGAACAGUGUGGGACAUCUUCGCGAAGGGAAACCACAUUAUAUUAACACCAGGUGCCGAUAUCAGCGACAAUUCGAAAAUAUGGUGUACAUAUGCAGAAAGUGUUACAAGAACGGGAACGAAGUGGAAGUGAAUAAGAUCGAGCAAGAGGAAGAGAGCUGGUAUGGUAUAGCUGUGAGCGCCUGGUCAGGAUAUAUUAUAGAGUGCCCGAAUUGCGGAGAAAUAUACAAAAGCAGACAGUAUUGGUAUGGAAAUCGAAAUCCAGAAGAGACAGCAAUACGCAAGAAGAUCACUCAUGUGUGGAAUACGUCGAAUCAUGUUGUAGCGUCUAACAACACCGCACAGCGGGUUAUCGACGGUGUCUCUUACAUCACCGAGGCCGUCACAAACGUUUCCUUGCAGCCCACGAAAGCGCUGACCGCUUGGGUCGCGGAUCAAGUGGCGCCUUCUUAUUGGCGACCGAAUAAUGAAAUAAAACACUGUCACAACUGCAAGACUCCGUUCAACUCGACAGAUACCAAACACCACUGUCGAGACUGCGGGGAGGGCUUUUGCGCGCAAUGCUCGUCAAAGACGAAAAGCGUACCCAACAGAAACUGGCAUACUCCCGUGCGGGUCUGUGACAAGUGUUACGACAAGGAGACUAAUCACUCCAGCGACGAUUCUGCUGAGGCUACAGGGGAUGUUAAUAUUCGAAAAGUGACUGAGCAUGUGAUGUCGACUCUUAACGUCGUUGGCACUGUAUUUAGCUAUCCCAAGUCACUCAUAAAGGAUUCCAUUCGGCCGUCGUACUGGAUACCGGACUCUGAAAUCGUUCACUGUUACCUCUGCUCGAGGAAAUUUUCUGAGAAGCUUUCUCUACAUCACUGCAGAGAUUGCGGGCGUGGGGUGUGCCAGGACUGUUCGUCGCAUCGUAAGCCGGUACCUCACAGAGGAUGGGAAAGUCCAGUGAGGGUGUGCGAUGCCUGCGUUUAAUUAAAAAUUUAUCGAACAAAAAAUAUAAUUCUCUGACGGUUUUACGGAGCAGAAACUUUUCACCAAUGAGUUCAUAAAAUGAUACGAUGAGGCGCAUUCAGCGACGCACGCAAACGCUGUUUCUUAGAUUUAUAGAAUGAAGUGAAUAUCAAUGUUUCUUUCAACGCGAUUACUUUUGUAAAAUGUACAGGAAGUAUUUUGAAUACUCGAUAUUCACUUUAUUCCUUCGUGAGAGUUUAAUCUUGCGUGUAUACAAGUAUUCUUAGAUUUAACCUGACUGUCUCACAGUCAGUUGCAAAAUUUUUGAAAACAUUUUUUAAAUGAUAUAAAAAAAUCUUGUAACUUUGUAAUUUUUUAAACUGACGUUCUGAAUUUUUUUGAUGUCGAAUGCUCACAGUGCGAAACCAGCCGAGGUGCAUUCUUGAACAGCAAGAAACAUUACAACAUCGACCGUAAUCGAGGUUCGGUUUCUCUCGCAAUGGGCAUUACACGCAACUAUUGUUAUUACUAUAAAGUCGUGCCCGUGCUAAAAAGCUCGGCUUGACAUUACCAUUUAUUUUCACAACAUUAAAUACCCAAGAGACGCAAAUAAAUACAUAUUGAAUUAUUUUCAUCUUGAGAUCAACAUGAAUAUUUGAAAAAUAAUGAUUUUAUAUUAUAUAUUUAUUUUUAAGAUGUUGAAUAAAGACUACGAAUGUUGACUAGUUGGAAGUUUUAAUGCUAGUAUUUUAAGCAUAUCCGAAACUGAUACCUUCGGUUCUUGAAAGAAGCUUGAGAAGCGACUCCAAGAGGGGGAUUUGCGCAUACACAAGAUUCUGUAUGACGCGAAUUGUAGUUUUCAAUGUAUAAUUGUACAGGAAUGUAUGAUUGUGCCAUAAUAAUAGUUAUUAACGUCGCUUACGAUGAAACUUUCCGAGUCAAAUGCGCAUCGAGUAUGUACAUUAUACCUUCGGUAACAAUUUUUUAUGCAAUGUGAAGCAAGACUUAUACAUACGAUUAUUGAUAAAAAGAGUAUUUUGUGGGAAGCCGUGUUACCGCAGAUCUACGUUGGCUAUGAACAAUGUUGUGUACAUAAUGUGGCGACACGCCUCACGAUUGUACAUUAAUAUUUGUACAUAGAAUGUACCGAUAGCACAGUAAUGAGCAUAGGAGAUAGUUAUAUAGAAUGGGGUAGUCUGUGGAAAUACAGUUUGCCCGUGGCUGUGACGACUGUAAAAUUCCGAUAAGAAGUAUUUGAAGACUUUUGCGUUCGCAAUCGUUCGCGAGUCGUUUCAGAAAAAUUGUAAAUUGUUACCUUUGUUGGUGUCCUGUACGUUGUGAAUAUAAUGAUAAUUACAAAUAAAGUUUGCGUUCCAUUUC